AUGUAAAAAGAAAUAAAUAUCAAUAAGCCUAGAGUUUUUGCUAUGGCUUCUAAUAUAUGCUUAGCUAGUCUCUACUUUGGUUAUAAUAUUUCCACUUAUAACUCGGUUUCUUAAGUCAUCAUAAGUUUGAAUGGAUGGAGAGGAACUGAUAAAGAAACUCUUUAUCCCUCAUUGAUAACUAGCUCUCUUGCAGCUGGAUGCAUUAUUUCUGCUCCUGUUGCUGUUAAUGUUUUGAAAAUUUUCAAGAACAACUUACGUAGAGCUUCCAUGCUUCUUGAUUUAUUGACUAUAAUUGCUUGUAUAGUUUAACUUGUUGAUACACAUGUAGCUAAUCUGAUGAUAGGUCGUUUUAUUGCUGGUAUGAUAAUAGGUUUGAAUUGUACUUAUGUUUCUUCUUUUGUUGCUGAAGUAUCGCCUACUCAAUUAAGAGGUAUCACUGGAUGUAUCAAUCAACUUCUAGUCUGUUUUGGAAUAUGUGUGGUUUUUUUGCUAGGUUUGAGUCUUCCGAGUAAGUAAAACUUAAUUGAUGAUCCCACUUACGAUAAUUAGGUUAAUUGGAGAAUUGUAGUUGGCUUCCCAGUAAUAUUUACAAUUUUAAGAUUUAUCAAUUUUGUCCUUUUUUUCAGAUACGACACUCCUUGCGAACUGUAUAAGCAGGGAAAAAUAAAAGAAUUAUAGAGCUUCUUAAGAACAAUUUAUAGAGAUGAAUCUGAAAUAGAUAUUCAAGUUAAUUUAAUAAAGGAAUAAGUCAAUGCAACGUCUUCCUCAAACAAUAAAAUCGAUACUGAAAAAGCUAAAAGUAAUAGUCAAAAUGUUAAUCCUGCAACUAAUUCUGAAAUAUCUUCUGAAACAAAACAUUAAAAAAAUGAUAAAAAUGCAACCUCAGAUUUACAUGAACAUUCAGAAGAAAAUGAUUAUGCUAAAAAAAGCUUCAAUAGAAGGUGGCUAUUAGGUCUUCUGAUGUGCAUAGGCUAACAAUUGACAUGCAUCAAUGGUGUCAAUUUCUAUUCAAACUAAAUUUUCGAAGAUGCCAACCAAGCAGAUAAUGCUUACUAUUAUUCUAUCGGUUUAGGAUUUAUACAAUUUUUUGCUUGUUUAGUUAGUGUAUUUAUUGUUGAUAAGAAGGGAAGAAGACCUAUGAUGCUAUGGGGAACUGUGCUUUUAGUUAUUUCAUUAGCACUAAUUGCAAUACUUUUAUCUCUGGAUUUAUUCAUUCCUAGCUUUUUAGCAAUCUGUUUGUUCUUAAUCGCUUUUUCUUUAAGCUAAGGACCCUUAGUCUGGGCUUAUUAGGGUGAAAUGCUAGAAUAAAAGGCUCUACAAAUUAAUACAUGCGUACUUUGGAUUUUUACCCUUGUUAUUGGUAUAAUCUUCCCAUACAUGGCUUAAGGAAUAAAAGCAGGCGGUACUUUUGCUAUAUUUGCAGCUAUAACUUUUAUUUUCCUUAUCUACUACAAGAAAGAGUUCAUUGAAACAAAAGGAAAGAGUAGAGUUGAAAUCUAUAGAGAUUUUUGUGAUUAAAUAUUUGUUAAACAAAAAGAAAUAAAAUAGGAGCAAAUAAAUGCUGCCUGA
Molecule: messenger RNA, 1569 nt
Organism: Tetrahymena thermophila SB210
Lineage: Eukaryota; Ciliophora; Oligohymenophorea; Hymenostomatida; Tetrahymenidae
Product: MFS transporter
Exons: 3
Biological process (GO): transmembrane transport
Cellular component (GO): membrane
Molecular function (GO): transmembrane transporter activity
Source: RefSeq, a predicted model, not a curated record